Molecule: messenger RNA, 2570 nt
Organism: Conger conger (European conger)
Lineage: Eukaryota; Metazoa; Chordata; Actinopteri; Anguilliformes; Congridae
Gene: mier2
Product: mesoderm induction early response 1, family member 2
Exons: 12
Coding region: 194-1837 (547 amino acids)
Biological process (GO): negative regulation of transcription by RNA polymerase II
Cellular component (GO): nucleoplasm
Molecular function (GO): histone deacetylase binding; transcription corepressor activity
Source: RefSeq, a predicted model, not a curated record
UCCGACGGGCAGUGGAAAACUGCUAGCAUCCGUCUUUAGUUGUAGGAAUCUUUGUUUCGCUGAAAAGAAUGAUUUAGGAAACUCGUUCAGCACCCAAUGAUUUAGGAAAGCGACUUGGAUAACACUUGCUUGUGUUGUGAGCAAGAGGUGCGGGGCAAACCGUAUCAGUCUAAGUUCCAGUGGAGCUGGAUCAAUGGGCUCAGGGGAACACCGAUUGGGCCUAGUGGAGAUCCUCAGGCAUGCGUACGAACUGCAGGAGGAGGAGGAGGAGGAGGAGUCUCCCCCGGGGGCCAAGUCCCUGACAGAGCUGGAGAGGAGCGGGGGCCCCACACAGGGCGGUGAGAUGCCCCUGGAGGAGCUGCUUGUGUUGUAUGGGUACGAGGUGUCAGACCCCACUGUAGAGCACAGCCGGCAGCCCAGUGAGCCACCAGCCUGCCUGCCGGACAUGACCCUGGACAAGGAUCAGAUUGCGAAAGAUCUGCUCUCGGGGGAGGAGGAAGACGAGACGCCUUCAUCAGCUGAUGACCUCACGCCCUCUGUCACUUCGCACACAUCAGAUCUCUUCGACCGCCAUCUACACACCCGCCCGCUGGCAGAUGGAGAGAAGCACUCCACGGGAAGUGCUUCGGAGGAGGACUCUGACGGCUGCUCCGUCCAGUCCAACGACGACAGCAAGGGCAUCAUGGUGGGCCUCCAGUACCAGGCCUUGAUACCCCCCCUCAGUGCUUACUCCCACCAGGAGAGAGCCUAUGAGAAUGAGGACCAGCUGCUGUGGACGCCGGAUAGGCUGUCGGGAGAGGCCGUGGAGGAGUUCCUGCUGCAGGCUCAGAGGCGUGGGGGCGAGGAGGGGGGUGCGGAGACCCCCACUUCUGGGGACAUUAUCAAGGACAAUGAGCAGGCUCUGUAUGAACUGGUCAAAUGUAGCUUCAAUGCAGAAGAGGCCCUGAGAAGAUUGCGCUUUAACAUAAAGGUGUUCAGCGAGGAACUGUGUGCCUGGAGUGAAGAGGAAUGCCGGAAUUUUGAACACGGAUACCGGGUCCACGGGAAGAACUUCCACCUCAUCCAGGCCAACAAGGUCCGCACGCGCUCAGUGGGUGAGUGUGUGGAGUACUACUACAUGUGGAAGAAGUCCGACCGGCACGAGUACUUCACCCAGCAAACCACCAAACUGGGCCGCAAAAAGCACAGCCUGCAGUCGGAGCCCAUGGAGGACGGAGAGCAGGACGGUGAAGGAGUGGACCUGGAGGGUGGGGGUCUCUCUCACGGCUCCCCCUGCGGCCCCCCAACGCCCCAGGACCCUCCCUCCCCUCCCGACGCUGACGUCUUUCGCCUCGAAGAGCAAGCUGCCGUGUCUCCUGGCUGUUGUGAAGGGGCGGAGCUAGGAGGGGCGGUGUCAAGCCUACGGAUGCACCCCACCACCACGGCUCCCCAGGCUCUGCCAAUCAAACAGCCCCCCCCUCCGCCCACCCAGGAGGACCAUCGAGAGCCUGUUACAAACUGCCCCCAAGGCCCCUGCUGCCCCGGCCCUCUGUCUGCCCCCCAGGCUCAGUUUUGCCCCUUGCAGGGCCCCUGCGACGCCCCUCCAGGCCCCCAGCUCCUGGGCCCCGGGUUCUACCGGCUGCAGCUGGGGCCCUUUGUGGCAGACGGGGCGCCGGGGGCCCCCGGACACGAACGCGAGCACGGCCCCCCCAGGAGGCUGCAGGUGGGCUUCUCCCUGCCGGCCCCGGCCCCGCCCUCGCCCGCCGUGGCCCCCGCCGCUUCCGCCACCGCAGAGUUCGGGGCCCUCAGCAGCUUCCUGCGGCCCCCCGUCCAGCACUCGCGCUCCCUCACGCAGUGAAGGGGGCCGGCAUCCUGGGGUGCCGUCUGGGGAACGGACCUUUCAGAAGCCAGUGAAGGCACUUUACCGAGGGAAAGCCUGGAGGCUUGCCGUGGGCCUGGAUGUGUGUUUGAGGGGGGCUGGGGAGGGCGUGAACAGAGCAGGGUCCUGUCUGCUAUGGGGGGGCGGGCGACACCCGUCCUCAAGUCAUCGCUGGAUCGGGUCACACUCCAGACGAACAGGACUAGACCCCCAAAAACACGGUUAAACCGUCCACGGUGGAACCAGGAGCUGCGAUUCCAGCGGCCUCUCAGUUCUGCCGUGACUUCCUGGAGCAGCGGCUCGCCUUGUGGAUCGAGUGAUCGCCUCGCCAGAGUGCGUUUCCUCUGGAGUGAGACGUUUCUUCUCAUAUUGGACGUGUGUGUCUGUCACUGGGUUUGCUGUACAGUGGAACCCAGUGAGAAAUCCUUCCUUUCCCGGUCAUGUUUUUAUUACGCAGUGCGGUCCCUUAGCCAGAGAGUGCACCCUAUCCUAAUGGGGUCCGGAUAAGUUUCCGUCCUUCCGCGGUUAUUUUGGUCUGCCUUUCCUUCGCUAAAGUGGUUUCCGAUCCUCAGCCAUGGGCAGCGUGAAAUAUUUUGAUUAAAACUUGACCAAAAAAAAAACAAAACAAUUUUUUUAUUAAACUUCGGGAAAACGUUGCCCCUUCGGAAGGUUAGAGAGCAAGGUCUCAGAUUAUCCUCAUGAAAAGGUUUUU